Molecule: messenger RNA, 1830 nt
Organism: Leptopilina heterotoma
Lineage: Eukaryota; Metazoa; Arthropoda; Insecta; Hymenoptera; Figitidae
Product: ATP synthase subunit gamma, mitochondrial-like
Exons: 2
Coding region: 77-916 (279 amino acids)
Biological process (GO): proton motive force-driven ATP synthesis
Molecular function (GO): proton-transporting ATP synthase activity, rotational mechanism
Source: RefSeq, a predicted model, not a curated record
CAUAUAUAUAUAGGACAGGACAAUAAUUUUUAUUGAUAAAUAUAAUGUAAAUAUUGACAUAAUGUAAAAAAGUGACAUGACGACGCUGAAAGUAAUAAAGAAUCGUAUAAGAUCCGUGGGUAAUACAAAAAAAAUAUCGCAGACAAUGCGAAUGGUUUCGGCGGCAAAAUAUGCAAAAACAGAAAGGGAAUUGAAAAGUGUGCGUUCAUUUGGCAAAGCAGCAGUACAAUUUUACGACUUAAUUGAAUUAAAUCCACCGAUUGACCCUGAAUCACAAUUGGUGAUUACACUCACCGGUGAUCGUGGACUUUGCGGUUCAAUUCAUUCAGGAAUUGCUAAAGCAGUUAUCACAGAUUUCCAACGUUUAUCGAAACUUUCAAUGAAAACAAAACUAAUUUGCAUAGGCGAUAAAACUCGUGUGAUUUUAUCGCGUGAUCAUUCGGACAAGAUUUUAUGGGUUGCCACUGAAAUUGGAAAGAAGCCAAUGACAUUUAUUGAUGCCGCUUCCAUUUCGCAGAAAAUUUUAAAAACUCAAGCUGAUAAUAAGUUCCAUCAAACUCUCAUCUAUUACAACAAGUUUAUCAAUGCAAGUUCCUAUAGUGUUUCGGCUAUUAAUCUUUACGAGUCAGGGGCUCUUUAUGAAUCGAGUAGAUUUCUUUUUUACGACGACAUUACUGCAGAGACUAUUAGAUGUUGGCUGGAAUUCACAACAGUCGCGAUAAUUUAUUGGCUUCUAAAGGAAGGAAUCACAAGCGAAUACGCGGCAAGAAUGAAUGCAAUGGAGAGCGCAACAAGAAAUGCUUCCGAAAUGAUCAAAGGAUUAAUUUUGUCCUACAAUCGAACUAGACAAGCAACAAUAACAAGAGAAUUGAUCGAAAUUAUCUCCGGUGCGAGUGCUGUGGAAAGAAAGGAUUAAUCAAUUUUUCUUAUAAUUUUAAAUCUGAUUCUCUAAAGCUAUAUUUGUCAUAUAAAAUCUAUAACUUGAAGGAAAUUUGCAAUAUUUAUUCAAGUGAAAAUUAUAUACUAUAUAUAUUUAUAUAUACUUCAAAAUUUCCUUUUGGUUCCGAUUUCUUUGUUUUACAGUUUUUUGCAAUGUCUCCAUAUUUUUAAGUACCAAUAAUAAUAGUAAUAAAUUAAACUAAGGAGCAUUAUUAUCUCAAAUUUUUCAUCAACAAUUUAAGACACAUUUAUUUUAAUCGCAUUUGCACAAAAUCGCUUUUUCCAGUUGCCUCAUAUCUUAAUCUAUGUACAACACCCUUAAUGAAAUUAAUUACCACAAUAUAUUAAAAACAAACAAAAAGAAAAAUGACUUGAGGUUUACAAAUGCAUUUUGACUGACUAUAAUGUGUUGCAAAUACGAGCACUUUGAAAUAAUAAUAAUAAUAAUAAUAAUAAUAAUAUGUAAUAAUAAUUGAAUUGUAAGGAAAAAAAACCCUAAGUAAUUACAUACAUGGAAAAUACUUACAAUACAGAUUUUUUAACGCUUCGUAACUGAUAUUGAAGGCGGAAAUUGGAGAUUUAAAAAGAUUAUAGCUUAUCGAACAUUUACCAAAAGAAUCGCAGUCAUACAGACAAUUAUCUCUUUAAAAGAGUUAAAAUAAUAGAAAUUAUGCACAAAUAUAGAAAAAAAUAGCUGAAUAUACAGUUAAUUGGCAAUUAAUUUUGCACAAAAAUCCAUAUAUUGACCAGACUUUGCAUUUUGCUACUUAAUUCACAUCGCUCAAGGUGAACUUCAACUGGACAAAAAAUUAAAUUUUCCUUUUGUUUUAAAUUUUCCGCGACUUAUUUCACUAAAAUAUUGUUAAUGAAAAAUAAAUAUAAAAAACAAAU